AGUUUUUGCGAGUGGAUGGAGCGUACAGCUCAGACGUUUGAAAUAUUCUUCUGCUUUCGUCUUUCGAAUGGUUUGUGUGGACAUUGAAUGGUAGAGUUAUUAGUAGCUGCUCUAUGACUCCUUCGGAGAACAACUUUCUUUUCGCGUUACGUCUGGAACUACAUGUUUUCAGUACCAACACAAAAGAACAAAGCCGUUCUAUUCUUCUCCUUCCAGCCCUCUCAAGCAGGCUAAGGUUCCUGACACACAGUGAAGUUGCUAAUUGUACCGAUUGUAAGCUUGCUACUCAGUCAUUCGGUACCGGAGUGCAACGGCGAACUGCAGUAUACUGGAAGUGUGCCGGAGCACAAAUCCGAGCACGUUUGGAAAUGGCAGAUGACAACGGUGCUGCCAACACCAGUCCUGCAACUUCGACUAUUGGUGGAUCCACGUGCGGUGGCAAUGAAAGGGAAAGACGACCAUGUAGAUCCGGUGCUCAAGUGUACGUGCCACCUGCUCGACGGUCUAGCGCACAGUCCGCACAGCCCGCAAAGUCUCGGCCUGAGCAGGCAUUGUAUGUACCGCCUGCUCGGCACUCCUCUACUCGAAACGGUGACCGUCAGCAGGAUCCAGAAGUCACCACACCAUCAGCGACGUCACCUUCAGGUAGAGAAAGGCCUAAUGGAAGGCACAAUAGAAGACGUAAAAAGGAGUCAAGUAGCACAGCAAUAGAUCAAGAUGCAGACAUUGCAGCAGCACCAGUAGCGGCUGCACCCGCAGAUAGAAGAACUCGCAGGCACAAACCGCGCUCUAGCGCCGAUAGAAAUGCGUCUACCACCCCUGUCUCAACUGCAAGUGCUCACUCAUCAUCCUCACUUUAUGUAGAUGUCGCAGACACAACGGUAGGCGCAGACACAACGGUAGUCGCAGACACAACGGUAGUCGCAGACACAACGGUAGUCGCAGACACAACGGUAACUGAGCAGCAAGUUGGUGAUGAACCCCCACCAGCUUGUUCUCUUGAUGUUGAUGUGCCACUAGAUUUAUCAAAUAGUCAAUCACGUCACGUGGCAAAAGAGCAAACCAGCAUAGCCUCCACUGCAGUUGUUGCAAAGGCUACAGCAUCCGCUGAUGAAGAGCAUCGGACUAAGAAACGAACCAAAACACCGUCUAAGCGCAAUGCACAGGGAGCUAGCAAGUGCGCGCCUCAUCCAGAGGCAGACAUGUUGAAAGAGGAAGGCUUGCACAAGACACGCUGGCGGAAUGGAAAGAAGGAGUUGAUUGCUGAUAAAGAUGUGUCCACCACCCCUGUUCUAGAUGCAAGUACUCACUCAUCAUCACCUAAUGAAGACAAAGUCGCGGUAGUCACAGAAACAGAGGUAAUCGAGCAGCAGGCUGGUGAUGAACUCCAACCAGUUUCUUCUUGUCAUGACGUUGACCUGCCGGCAGGUCUGUUAACGUGUGAAUCACAUCAUGUGGCAACAGAGCACACCAGCAUAGCCUCCACUGCAGUUGAGACAGAGACUACAGCAUCCGCUGAUGAAGAGCACCCGACUAUGACACAAACCGAGACACCGUCUGAGUGCACUGCACAAGGAGCUAGUAAGUGCGCGCCUCAUCCAGAGGCAGACAUUUUGAAAGAGGAAGAUUUGCACAAACCACAACAGCGGAUUGGGAAGAAGGAGUUAAUUGCUGAUAAGAGUGCGUCUACCACCCCUGCCGUAGAUGCAAGUACUCACUCAUCAUCACCUAAUGAAGACAAAGUCGCGGCAGUCACAGAAACGGAGGUAAUCGAGCAGCAGGCUGGCGAUGAACUCCAACCAGGUUCUUCUUGUCAUGACGUUGACCUGCCAAUAGGGUUAUUGACUGGUGAAUCACAUCACGUGGCAAAAGAGCAAAUCAGCGUAGCCUCCACUUCAGUUGAGACAGAGACUACAGCAUCCGCUGAUGGAGAGCACCCGUCUAUGACACAAACCAAGACACCAUCGGAGUGCACUGUAAAGGGAUCUAGUAAAUGUACGCCUCAUCCAGAGGCAGAAAUGUUGAAAGAGGAGGGUUUGCACAAGACACGACGGCGGAAUGGAAAGAAGAGAUCAAGCGGCAGCGUUGCUGAAAAGCCACUGAGUCCGUUGGCUGAAAACCUCCAGCAAGAAGUCCAUGCUGCUAAGGAGUCAAGUCCUGCUGCUGAGUGCACUGAUGCCAGUGAUGUGGCUAAACCAUCUGUCACAGAAGGUGUGGAUGCUGCAAGCACAUCACCGGAAUGUCAGCCGGCUGCCUCUGCAACUAAAAAGAAGAAGAAAAAGAAGAAGGCCAAAGUGAAGGCAGUAGUUCCUGCGGCUGAGCCUGUAGAUGACUGGGAAUCGGCUUCUGUAGAACAGCUCAUGAGUGCAUUGGAUCUGCAAGGCAGUGUCGAGCCCAUUCAUGUCCACCUUCCCAAGAGUGAUUUAGUGGAGGCUAGUGCAGUCCAAGAGCCGGACUACGACACUGAUGACUUUGGACAUGUCGUGGAGGUGUACGACUUUGACGUCAGUUUCAAAACACAGCACAUCACCACGGCCAUGGCAUCUGCAUCGUACACGAAUGAAUUUCAACUCCGCUGGGUGGACGACACACAUUGCUUAGUUGCCUUCUCCUCACAGCAAGCAGCUCGAGAAGUACUGGUGUCUGCCGUCAAUGGCAUAUGUGGUGUGAGAGCGCGUCCACUAUCACAGGCAUGUGCAGCAUCCAGAGACAAAGCAGCAGCAUCACCUGACUUCAUAAAUUCGAGUUUUGGCCCGCGGCCGGAGAAGACAGCAGCAGUUGCCCGCCGUCUGAUCUCCGGUGCUCUAGGCGUGCGUGUUCCUGUUUCCAAGGAAGAUCGGGAGAAGGAGAGGCAGGCGCUGCACGAUGCAAGAGAGAGAAAAAGGGACCAUGCGAAGAGGAAAGCUGACAUCUGGGGUGACGAUGAAACAGACCUGGCCACGUAGCUGCCAUGUUUGCCGCGAUACCGUUAUCUCGAAAUGUGCAACAUGCUCCCGUCACUGUGAUGUCACUAUGAUGUGAUUAGGAAUGCAUGGCUGCCAACCCUGUAACGUUUAUCGUUGAACAAGCUAGUGUUUGGACAGUGAAGAAGGCUGCGUGCUGCAGCUGCCAUGCUCAUACCCAUGUGCUCUCCAGUGAAGUAUGGCUCUCAUCGAUUUGAUUUUAUGCACGGAAGAUGUUGCUCUUUGUUGCAUGUGUGGCCAUCUGUGUCCUUGUAAAUACUGUAGUGUAAUUCUGCGCAUUGAUGAAAUGCAUGACUAAUAUGGUACCAUGUACACUAGAGUUAUUUGUACAUGAGUCAUUUCCUGUAUAUACUAAGUUACUAACUUGCUGAAUCUGUAAAUAGUUGCUAUGCACAUAGAUUGGCCGCAUUCAGACCUAACUCUUGCAUUACUCUCAUUAUGUAACACGCAUUCCUUUUCUACCGUAUCUUUCUGCCGGUCUUCUGCGAUAUUUCAUGCAGAUGGAAUCAUGAUGGAAUCCUGAUCAUUUGAAUCCCAAGUUGCAGGGGAACCAUUCUA
Sycon ciliatum is the source of this 3521-nucleotide messenger RNA. RefSeq lists its product as uncharacterized. The transcript is spliced from 11 exons. The record is from RefSeq and is a predicted model, not a curated record. Gene Ontology annotation, molecular function: nucleic acid binding. Lineage: Eukaryota; Metazoa; Porifera; Calcarea; Leucosolenida; Sycettidae. The coding region runs from base 114 to 2945 and encodes 943 amino acids.